Messenger RNA from Aphanomyces astaci, 1053 nucleotides. RefSeq lists its product as hypothetical. The transcript has a single exon. Gene Ontology annotation, biological process: positive regulation of mitochondrial fission. Gene Ontology annotation, cellular component: mitochondrion. The record is from RefSeq and is a predicted model, not a curated record. Lineage: Eukaryota; Oomycota; Saprolegniomycetes; Saprolegniales; Verrucalvaceae. The coding region runs from base 1 to 1053 and encodes 350 amino acids.
AUGAGCCACAGAAAUCGAUUCCUACACUUUAAGGCGGACACGGUUGCCGACACGCUUAUGUGGCUCGACGCGUUUGCCGCCAUCGGCACGCCACCACAUGCCCCUAAAAAGCGGCGAGUGCACGACACUGCUGCUGGUGUACCCACCCACGCUACCUCCGCCACGCAAACCGCGGCUACACACACCCUCCCCACGACCACGACCGCCUGUCGCAGCCUCUCCCCUCCUUCUUCUCUCUCAUCCAACACGUACGUCGUCACUUUACCGUCGCUCCCGCCCGCCAAAGUCCUCCACAUUGUGCUCGUUCGACACGGACAUUAUGUGAACGCGCACUCCAAGCAUGCUCGCGACUCUGACCAAGUGCUAUCGCACAUCGGACGGCGCCAAGCCGAAUGGGCCGGCCGGCAUCUCCAUCACCAGCUCGUGGCGGCGUCGUCGUCGCGGCACGACCUCGUCCUCGUACAUAGCGACAUGGAGCGGGCGGUGGAAACCGCGGGGAUCAUCGGCGACUUCUUCCCCGACUGCAGCCGCACCCCGUCGCCGCUGCUGCGCGAAGGGUGGCCCGGGGCGCCGAGCUCGAACCGCCCGUCCGCCGUCCAGAACGAGUUUGACGAUGCCCCCCCCCAUGACGCGAAAGAGCGGGGGGAACAAGGAGGACGAGGUGUUAGUGGUGCUGCUUUUACGUCAUCGCCGUCCCCCGAAGCCCAAGCCAUCGAAGACCGGCGCCUCGAUCGGGCGUUCCAAGCUACGUUUAUGGUCCAGGCAUCGAUGGCUACUAGUAGUACUAGUAGUACUAGUACUACGUUGGAAGACGAAGCCGCGACCGUUGGACCUACUUGCCGUGUCGUGGUGUGCCAUGCCAACGUGAUUCGGUACUUUUUGUGCCGGGCGAUGGGCAUUGUGGCUGCGGGGGUGUGGGGCGCGUUUGAAAUCAACCACUGCAGCAUCACCCGCAUCGACGUGAGCUCCACUGGCGCGUGCAAGAUCCUCGCCGUCAAUGAGUGUGGCCACUUGCCUGGGACGCUGGUCACUAGCAGCGAAGACCACUUAUAA